AUGCCGUCUCUCAACCGUUGGUGGUGGCGUUUCCUCGAAAAAUAUGUCUAUGCAGUUCCAGAACCUCCACCACGAAAACGCACGAAGCCUAUGGAGGUGCUCUGCGUAGGCUUACCCUGGUCUGCGACUGAAUCUCUCCAGACCGCGCUCUUGAAGCUUGGAUACGAUCACACCUAUCACGGCUGGGAUAUCGUAUACGGCGCCAAAUUAUUCAUCGAAAUGGAGUUUGACGAGAUCCUUAGACACUCUGUAGCUGUCACAGAUGCCGCUGCUUCAGUGGUUGCGGCCGAACUCAUCGCAGCGUAUCCCGAUGCGAAGGUUGUCCUCGACUACCGCAAAGACUUAGAUGCGUGGCACGAGAAACACUGCAAUAUGAUCCGUGGCCUCGUUCCGAAAGACAAGCUUCUCGAGUGGACUGUCGAGGACGGAUGGGGACUUUUGUGCAAGUUCCUAGACAAGGCUGUUCCUGAUGAGCCCUAUCCCCACGUCAAUAAAGCUUCUGUCUGGGAAGACCACGAAUCGGAAGUCACUAAACGAUAUCUCAUGAGUCCCUUGUCAGGCGUCGCUGUCUUGUCUUCUGUUGGGAUUGCAACAGGCGCCAUCGCAUAUAAGACCAUGUGGUGA
Molecule: messenger RNA, 624 nt
Organism: Fusarium musae
Lineage: Eukaryota; Fungi; Ascomycota; Sordariomycetes; Hypocreales; Nectriaceae
Exons: 3
Coding region: 1-624 (207 amino acids)
Source: RefSeq, a predicted model, not a curated record